AUGCCAGUUGUCCGACACCCCCUCCGCGCCAGAUGCAACGUCAGCCUCAGCGUCGUCACCUGCCCCUCAGCAUCCUUCAAACCAACAAAGGCCGACAAACAGCGAGGUCGACUCACGACCGCCAAACGACUCAAACAAAAGGCGUUUGCGUCUUUCACCUAUUCAAGUAGCCAGAGAUCCAUCUAUCCAAAUCGCGAGCGAGAAACAAAACACACCUUAAAAUCCUUCCACACCCUCGUCGACUUCCUCUCCGUCGCUUUCUCUUCAGGCUCCUACACACCCUCCACCCUCAUCCUCCCCACACACCUCACCACCCGAAUCACCCACUUUGUCAAGAUCAUCCAUGCCACCGACGACCUACGCGCCGGACGUGUCUGGUCCACAUACGACGAAUCCAACGAAACCCACACCCUCACACUCGUCAUCCCCGCUCCCUUACAACACGGAAAAUACGCUCACAGAAUCCGAGACUUCACCCUCCUCUCCGACGAACAAUUAAUAUCCUCUCGGGAUUUUCUCUCUCUCGCGUUGCCGUAUUACUUGGAGGCCCGUGGUCAAGAACCACCGUCACCCAUUUCCCCGUUUACCUCAUACUCAUACGGCUUUUUGAGGGAACAGCAGUCGAAGCGAGAUGAUCCCGUCCAUGCGUUGGUCACGGCCCCGGAAGGAAGUGCGGUGGAUAUCAUGAGCGUCGUAGCGUGCUACUUGAGCUUUAUUUCGGAGAAGGAGACGGGGCAUGUGUUGAGGCAUAUCGACGAUGAUGUCGAGUAUGUUGCACCCGAGUGGAGGAGAGUAGUUGGGGAAGGGGAAGGGGUCGACAUUAUUGAGCGCGCUGUCCUUAUGGGGAUGUGA
Messenger RNA from Laccaria bicolor S238N-H82, 852 nucleotides. RefSeq lists its product as uncharacterized. Bases 1 to 852 code for a protein of 283 amino acids. The transcript has a single exon. Lineage: Eukaryota; Fungi; Basidiomycota; Agaricomycetes; Agaricales; Hydnangiaceae. The record is from RefSeq and is a predicted model, not a curated record.